Molecule: messenger RNA, 3118 nt
Organism: Ctenopharyngodon idella (grass carp)
Lineage: Eukaryota; Metazoa; Chordata; Actinopteri; Cypriniformes; Xenocyprididae
Gene: pak6b
Product: p21 protein (Cdc42/Rac)-activated kinase 6b
Exons: 11
Coding region: 470-2428 (652 amino acids)
Biological process (GO): intracellular signal transduction; protein phosphorylation; regulation of MAPK cascade
Cellular component (GO): cytoplasm
Molecular function (GO): protein serine/threonine kinase activity; ATP binding
Source: RefSeq, a predicted model, not a curated record
CGUUGUCCAACAACGGUCGCCAGUUUCUUGAAUUGUGUUGUAAACGACGGUUUGUGAAACGUACUAACGAUAUCGUUUCACGGUGUUGUUAUCGUUAUAGUUGUGGUGUGAACGGGCCUUUAGAGUGACUCCUUAUGGAAGUGACUAAGUUAGUGGUGUACUUCUGACCUACAUGAAGAGCACACUAGAAGUCUGUCAUGACUCAGAUCGGAUAGAGACGCUCCCAAAGCCUCAGAACAUGCAGCGGCACGCAGAUCAUGCUGAGGAGAAACUGCCCGUGUGUUUGUGUGAGAGGGAGAGACCUUCACGAGCGUUACGGCGAUCCUCAGCUUCAGAGCGUGACAUUCCUGGACAUGGAUUUCACAUCAACUUGGGCUUGAUGAAGAAAGAAAAAUGUAAGGGUCCAGUGAAAGAGGAGAUGAACGAGCUGAACUGAGGGGAAUCAAACACAACUGCACAGGCUGUCAGGAUGUUCCUGAGGAAGAAGAAGAAGAGGAGGAUGGAGAUCUCCUCGCCCAAGAACUUCGAGCACAGGGUGCACACGUCCUUCGACCCGGUUCAGGGCUGUUUUGUCGGUCUGCCGCCCCAAUGGCAAAGCAUCAUAGAAACGCUCAAGAGACCCAAACCUGUGGUGGAUCCGUCCAGAGUCACUCAGGUGCAUCUCAAACCAAAGAAGAGCAUCGUGCGUGGCAGUUUCAUCGGACACGAGGACUACAUUUCUGCUGCGAUCGCUCAGAUGAGUCGACUCUCUGUUACCAGCUCAAACUCGUUAAGGAGAACCAGCCCAUCUUUGCGGAAAAGAGCGCAGUCUCUGGGGCGUCUGGGUGAGUUAGCCGAAGGAGAGACUUACGAGUAUCAGGAACUGAAUGAGGCGAACCGGAGAAACGGUCAGUCGGUCUUGGACUGGCGCACCAAAUCCCGACAGGUCCAGAGUGAGAGUGGAAGUCUGCAGCCUGAUCUCAAGAAGAGCUUCACCUUAAACCCCAAUGAUUCACGGGCAAGAUCUAAAUCAAUUCACGAAGCAACAAUGUUCACGGAACAACCGGUGCUCAUGCCUCGGGACAUUUUACUCUCACCUAGAACUGUUCCUGAACGGCUCGGCAUUGCUAAAAUGGACGGUAAAUCCGUCCAGAGACCUGUGUCGUGUCUCUACAGCACAUACAGUGAAAACAAUGGAGCAAAACUGAUCUCAGAACAGCCGAAGAUGGAAACGCAGAGGAGGCCACAGUCCACCUACAACUUUAAGGUGAAUUCACCGACCUACGCAGCCAUUUCCAAACCCAACGGCACUAGUAGUCCAAAACCAGGGCAUGGAUUAAUCGGCCUCCAAAGCACACGUCGUUCUUCCAACGACAUCCCGGACGGCAUUUCUCCCAACAAAACCUCUGGGAUUCCAGCCUCAGUACCACCGACCCAGGACAGUCCUUCCCAACCCAGACCUCCACCGACAGGCUCGCCUGCGAGUCCUGCCGGAGCCUCCUCGCCCUGUCUGAGACCGUCCCAGACGCCCGCCAGUAUCCCGGAGCAGCCCAAAGUCACACACGAGCAGUUCAAAGCCGCCCUGCAGAUGGUUGUGGACAAUGGGGAUCCUCGCUCUUAUCUGGAAAGCUUUGUGAAGAUCGGAGAAGGAUCCACGGGUGUGGUUUGCAUCGCACGGGAGAAGCACAGCGGACGUCAGGUUGCGGUGAAGAUGAUGGACCUGAGGAAGCAACAGAGGAGAGAACUGCUCUUCAAUGAAGUGGUUAUCAUGCGAGACUACAGGCAUAAAAACGUGGUAGAGAUGUACAAGAGUGCCCUGGUGGGUGAAGAGCUCUGGGUCAUCAUGGAAUACCUGCAGGGCGGCGCUCUUACCAACAUCGUCUCAGAAACCAGACUAACAGAGGAGCAGAUCGCUACGGUGUGUGAAUCCGUGCUGCAGGCGCUCUGUUAUCUUCAUGCUCAGGGCGUCAUUCACAGAGACAUCAAGAGUGACUCCAUUUUACUGACACUAGAUGGCAGGGUCAAACUAUCCGACUUCGGAUUCUGCGCUCAGAUCAGCAAAGACAUUCCCAAGAGGAAGUCGUUAGUGGGAACUCCAUAUUGGAUGGCUCCUGAAGUGGUUUCCAAGACGCCGUACGGCACUGAGGUGGAUGUGUGGUCUCUGGGAAUCAUGGUGGUGGAGAUGGUUGAUGGAGAACCUCCAUACUUCAGCGAGACCCCGAUCGCAGCGAUGAAGAGACUACGGGACGAGCCGGCGCCUACUGCCAGAAACGCCAGCAAGAUCUCUCCUGUCCUGAGGGACUUCUUGGACUCGAUGUUGACCCGCGACCCCGUGCAGAGAGCCAAUGCCGGCGAUCUCCUCCAGCACCCCUUCAUGCUGCAGUGCGCGUCUCCCCGCUGUCUGGUCCCUCUGGUGGAGCAGUACCGCAAACGCAUGUCCCGCUGCUGAGCACAGCCUCCGUCUCUCCCGCACUGACGGAGCUUCCUGUACGCACUUUUGUGACUGCCAGAGUUCUGUAGCUUCGUGUUUCCCUGAACUGUUUACAUUCCCACUGGAGACCAACACGAAACAUUCGGUCAGCAUUUAUCCAAUUCCAAAUUGCGCUUCAUUCUAUUGCAUUGGACCUUAGUCAGGUUAGACGAAAAUGAACUUAAACGUCAUUUCGAACAAAAUCAACAGCUUCAAAACAGCUUGCCGAAGUGAACUUUCCAGAAAAGUUCGAACACCUUCGAACUGUCAUUGGUCCAUGGUGAUGAUGUAAUAGGUGGGUGUGGCUCUGAGGCUCCGCCCUCCUCAAAAUCAGUUCGUCAACUUAAAUAUGAUGCCACUUUGAUUAAGGUCUACUGCACAAUUUGUGCAUUAGAAUGAAUUUUGGAAAACAAUUUGUCACAAUCUUUUCUAGUCACAAAACAUUGUGCAUUUGCUGGUUAUUAAAUGCAUCUGCUGAAUCGUUCACAAUGAGAUCAAAAUCAUGCAAUCUUUGAUUUUAAAAUGUAACUUUUAUUGCUGUACAGUAAGAUAAAUGUGCCUAUAAAACUGAACCCUUAUUUUCAGACACUGAAUGUUUUUUUUUUUUUUUUCUUCCAAGAUGUAAAAGGACAAUAAAUGACUUUUAUAAUUCAGCACAUCUUGCGAAUA